Molecule: messenger RNA, 891 nt
Organism: Gaeumannomyces tritici R3-111a-1
Lineage: Eukaryota; Fungi; Ascomycota; Sordariomycetes; Magnaporthales; Magnaporthaceae
Exons: 1
Coding region: 1-891 (296 amino acids)
Source: RefSeq, a predicted model, not a curated record
AUGGAGGCGCGCCGACGGCGCAUCGGGAGCCCCAACAAAAGGCCUGAGCCGAGCGACGGAGAUCAUGGCCAAGGCCCAAGCCGCACAUAUUCCCGCAGCCCCCACCAUCGACCUGAAAGACGUGCGGCAGCCUUCCCGAGCGGGGCGCGGGAUCGGGUUGUAUUCCUCCUGAGGCCCCGCUACGGAGUCAACCUAGGUGUUCAAAGCCGCGGCCGAGGCGACGAUCAAGAUCAUUCUCCGUUCAACGGCAGACAAAAUAGCAGACACUCUGUUCCGCACUUCGGGGAAUACCGUAGUGAGGAGGGUAGAGAUUACCGUCGACACCACAGCUCAUACGAUAAUCAAGUCGUUGGGUCCCGGGAGGGCCGCGGGAAUGUUGCUUGGGAUCCUCUUGGGCCUGUCGAAAGGCCUAUAAGGUUGAGGCGGGGGAACACCACACCCGAUUCAUGGCGGCCCAGCAGGUCUUCGAGCCCUGGUAUAUCCGCGGACGAGCCCCGCAGCCCGGGCGCCGCUGAUAAGGGAGCCGAGGAAGGCCAACAACAUGCCUUCGGGAAGGCGAAAAAGCGGACUUCGAAAUCCGGGCACGACCGAGUCGAAAAAUUGAUGGGAGACGAGGCGCCCGAAGCUGGGAGCUCUGGCGGAGCUCUGCCUCUGGCGGACAAAAGCUCGCUAGGCCAAGGCGGGGAAGGGGCAAAGUUAAGGUCAGCAGGGGUGAAGGCAGAAGACGGCGACAAAGGAGUUGGGUUGCUGGAAGAGAAUGAGGGCGCGACGUCUGAAGGGCAUAGAAACAAACUAAAAGGUGGUGAAAAGUCGCUUCCCACGGCGAAGCUUCCGGUAGGUCCAGAGAAGGCCUCGGUGGAGGCCGUUGAGGAGGCUGAGGAGGUGGGGUAG